GAACUGAGACCAGAACAUCCAGUCAGAGACGGACCGAGGAAGAGAGAGGGAGCGAGAUGGGCUCAGACGGAGGCUCAGAGUAGACCAUCGGGUGGGAAAGAGUAGGUUUAAGAAAACUGGCAUUUCUUUGAGGAUAGUUUAUCUAUUCAGCCACCUGGACCCUACCACUUCAGACCUGGCUAUGCCAUGCUGGCCCAGAGGAACGGGCUACCUCCAGGCUGUAAGCCGGUUCCUCUGAAGGAUCACUCUGACCUGCGGGAUGUGGAUGUAAACGCAGAGGGAUGCUGCUCCCUCUCUCCAUCCCCGUCAUCUGGAGGUUGUCCCUGGGCUCGGCUAGCCGGGGUGGAUGGCUGCUUGUCAGAGCCGUACUGUCUUUGGUUCCAGCUUUUGGCCAGAGCCUACUGGGGUGAAGUGGAACUGGGGCUCACUAGUCCUAACCGCAGCGUGUCCUGGGCUCGGCUCCGAGAAGCCUCCAGGAAGAACUGCGUACGAUCUCGGGCCAAGCAGAAGGAUGGGCGCGAUCAGAGCGAGGCGUCGGCCGCGGCUUCUCCUGGGGCCGAGGAGGAGCCUUUCUCCUGGCCGGGGCCCAAGACGCUUCACCUGCGCCGAACCUCCCAGGGCUUCGGCUUCACGCUGCGGCACUUCAUCGUCUACCCGCCCGAGUCUGCCGUCCACAACUCGCUAAAGGAUGAAGAAAAUGGCAGCCGAGGGAGACAGAGGAACCGUCUGGAGCCAAUGGACACCAUUUUCGUCAAGCAAGUGAAGGAGGGAGGCCCCGCCCACGGAGCUGGACUCUGUACAGGGGAUCGGAUAGUGAAAGUGAACGGAGAGAGCAUCAUCGGAAAGACCUACUCGCAAGUCAUAGCCUUGAUCCAGAACAGUGAUGCUUCACUGGAACUCUGUGUGAUGCCAAAGGAUGAGGACAUUUUGCAGCUGGCGUAUUCCCAGGAUGCAUACCUCAAAGGAAAUGAGGCAUACAGCGGAAAUGCCCAGAACAUCCCCGAGCCUCCUCCCAUAUGCUACCCUCGGAUAGAGGUUAAGGCUGCGGGCAUGGCGCAGUCAUCGGAGCCUGCCGCAGUCAGCGAGACCCCCAGAGGGCCGGUGCAGGGACCAGGAAGGCGAGGGGGGGCCACGGAGAAGAGCUAUCGAGUGGAAAUCCCUGUUCCUCCGUCUCCUCCACCCCAGCAGACGUCAAAGUCUCAAACGGUGGUGUGUGUCUGUAAUGAGAACGUGAGGACGGUGGCCAUGCCCCCUGAUCCAGUUGACAGGGGGUCUCGGGUGGCUCGGGCUGGACCCAGCCACAGGACGGAGGAAAACCGGUACGGUCCGUCAGCGGAUUCUGGCUCAGCUCGACCCAGACCCCUUAUUCCCUCAGUACCUGGGGGUGCACAGUUGCAAUACCCCUCUUCCCACCCCACAGAAACUCCAGUUUACUCCCCUUCCUCAACUUCUAGACCUGGUGCUAUCUAUUCUGACACCUUAUCUCCAGCUGGUCGGGCCCCCAACGCUGCCUCACCAGACACAUUCUCCACUGCCGUCUCACCCAGCUCCAACCACUACUCGCCGUCCCCCACAGCCCCUUCCACCUCUCCACACCAGAACAUUGACUGGAGAACUUACACCACCUAUAAGGACUAUAUUGACGCCAAGAGGCUGCACACGUAUGGCUGCCGCACCAUCCAGGAGCGCUUGGACAGCUUGCGAGCAGCUGCCAAUUCCAGUUCUGCCUACGCCCAGCAACGUACAACGCCUCCUCCUUGUACCAGUCAGCGGGGGGCUUCCCAGCUGAGGCGGAGGAGCGCAUCCAAUGACCGUGGAGUGGAUGCAAGUAGUCAGGGUACUGCGGUGACAACCCCAUUGCGCAGCGUCUCCCAGGAGAGGCUAGGAGGUGGAGCAGAGAGGACAAUAACGACAAGGAACUGGCCCCGUAGCGUUUCCCAGGAUGCUCUACCUUUCUCCACCCCGACGGGAGUCACCAAACCUCGGGCUAGGUCUUGCGACUACUUGGGCCAGCAGCCUGGAGAGCCAGGAGGGGUUUUCUCUGUAGACAGGACAGGGUUUGAGGACAGAUUGCUGCUGAGCCGUGGAGAGGAAGCCAGAGCUAGCAGGCAAGGAGCAGGCCUGAGAGCUUUACCUCAUCUGAACAGGAGUCUCAAUGGACAGGAGGAGGAAAGACGAGGAAGUGGAUUAUCUAACUCGCCUUUAGCUGCUCCUGUGUUUACUAAAGGUACGACGGAUUCUGCACUACCAUCAAGGACAGACGGUCUCAUAAUGAGGCCAUCGCGUCUGCCUGUCAAAACCUCCAUCUCAGACCCCUCACCUGCCUUAUCCUCCACUAAAACCACAGACCCUCUUAAAGACCAAAGAGCUAACAUCAUAGGCAACCACUUGGGCUACUCCUCCCCUCUGCACCUCCAGCUGAGGGGCAGGGCAGACAGUCUGAAAAUGGAGAGCAGGUCAGAAGCUGGGUUGGCAGCCAGGUCCUCCUCUUGCUCUGGUCCUUCCUCUAAACUGCCCAUGCAGAGACAACUACAAAGCGGAGUUGUCACCGCUUCCUCUGGUUCCUCCACCACCAACGGAGCCUUGAGCCAAAAGCCAAAGGUCAGAGAAACCUCUAGUUCCACCGGUGCACUUGUACGGACUAAUGGCGGCCUUGCAGAGGGUGUAGAAGGACCUGACGCAACGGUUGUGGUCCUAAGAAGGGACAAAAACUCUGCAUCCGCUCACAUUCGCCCUCCGUCCUACGUACUAGCUGUUAAUGACAACCAGGGAGGAGUGACUCACAAGUCACCACCAUUGGUGAAGGCAGGCUCUGCAGAUGGAGCGAUGUACUGGAUGUCUAAUGACAGCUGCAGGGAGAUGCAUCUAAGGAGGCUGGGAGACACACGGCAAAAAUCCGGCUCCAAUAACCUGGAUGACUCCCUAGAUUCAAUCCCCUUCAUAGAUGAACCGUCCAGUCCCAGUAUUGACCUGGACAGCACACAUAUUACUGCGUCUGCUGUGAUAUCCGCAACGCCCAUCAUCACCACCAUCCCGCCCAGCCCCACCUCUCCGUCACCUCUCAUCCGACGCCAGCUGUCACACGACCAAGAUUCUCUCCGUCUCACAAUUAUUGAGUCAGAUUCUGGUACUAAAACCGAGCGGUCCAAGUCGUACGAUGAAGGCCUCGAUAACUACCGGGAGGAAAGCAGAGGGAGGUCCUUGAUACCUGGUCUGAAAAGUCUUCGGAAGGCUGUGGACAGGUCAUCGGAAGAUUCAGGCUCCAGGAGAGAUUCCUCCUCUGAUGUCUUCUGUGACGCCACCAAGGAGGGUUUGCUGCAUUUCAAGCAGCUUCACACAGAUAAGGGCAAGCGCGUCGGAGGGGGCAUGCGGCCGUGGAAGCAGAUGUACGCCGUGCUGAGGGGCCACUACCUUUGCUUGUAUAAAGACAAAAAGGAGGGACAAGCUCAUGCCAACUGCCAGGCCGUGGACGAGCCCCUGCCAAUUAGCAUCAAGGCCUGUCUGAUCGACAUCUCCUACAGCGACACGAAGCGUAAGAACGUGCUGAGGCUGACCACGUCGGACUGCGAGUACCUGUUCCAGGCUGAGGACCGAGAGGACAUGCUGGCCUGGAUCAGAGUCAUACAAGAGAACAGCAACCUGGAUGAGGAGAACGCAGCCUUUACUAGCCAUGACCUCAUCAGCAGGAAGAUUAAGGAGUACAACACCUUGAUGAGUCCGACAGGCAGCAAGACGGAGCCGUCGCCCAGACCUUCACGCCAGUCGCUGAGCAUCAGACAGACGCUGCUGGGAGGCAAAGGAGAGACCAAAGCCACAAGUCCACACUCACCCAAACCCGAGCAGGAGAAGAAGAACAUGCACAAAGAUGAUACCAGUCCUCCCAAGGAUAAAGGGACGUGGAGGAAGGGCAUCCCGGGGCUGAUGAGGAAACCUUUCGAGAAGAAACCGUCUCCUGGAGUCACGUUUGGAGUGAGACUGGAUGACUGUCCUCCUGCACAGUGCAACAAGUUUGUACCUCUGAUUGUGGAGGUUUGCUGUAAGCUGGUGGAGGAGAGAGGUCUGGAGUACACAGGCAUCUACAGAGUCCCUGGAAACAACGCCGCCAUCUCCAACAUGCAGGAGGAGCUCAAUAACAAGGGCAUGAAUGACAUCGAUAUCCAGGACGAUAAAUGGAGGGACCUCAAUGUGAUCAGCAGUUUACUGAAGUCGUUCUUUCGCAAACUGCCUGAGCCAUUAUUCACCAAUGACAGGUACACAGACUUUAUCGAGGCCAACAGAAUAGAGGACCCAGUGGAGAGACUCAAAGUGCUGAAGAGGCUGCUUCACGAGUUACCAGAUCAUCAUUAUGAGACCCUCAAGUUCCUGUCAGCUCAUCUAAAAACUGUGGCCGAAAACUCUGAGAAAAAUAAGAUGGAACCAAGGAACCUGGCCAUCGUGUUUGGCCCCACGCUGGUGCGCACCACUGAGGACAACAUGACCCACAUGGUGACACACAUGCCGGACCAGUACAAGAUAGUGGAGACCCUCAUUCAAAAUUAUGACUGGUUUUUCACUGAAGAUGGAAACGGAGAGCCAGUGACUGUGUCCCAGGAGGAGAGCGCAGUGGAGUCUCAGCCCGUCCCCAACAUCGACCACCUGCUCACCAACAUCGGCCGUACGGGCACAUCGCAGGGUGAAGUAUCAGAUUCACCGACUAGUGACUCAGCUAAAUCAAAGGGUUCCUGGGGCUCAGGGAAGGAUCAGUGCAGCCGAGAGCUCCUGGUCUCCUCCAUCUUUGCUGCAGCCAGCCGCAAAAGAAAGAAGUCAAAGGAGAAGCCGCAGCCUAGCAGCUCAGAUGACGAUCUGGAUGCUGUGUUCCCCAAGAAGGAAAUCCCCGGCCAGAAGCCGAACCACCAGACUGAGGCGCAGAGCGAGACUCGCCCCAGCCCCAACGCCAAACCCAACGCAAAGCAACAAGCACGGGCAGAAGAGAGGAAAGAGAACGGCAGAACUGUGGAGCUCACACCUAAAGCCAAGAGAGAGCACAGAAACUCCUUAUUCUUGAAGGAGAAGACUCCGUCCAGACACCCGUCCCCCUCCCCAUCCCCGAAUAUCUCCGCCUCUCCCAACAUCAGCUACCAAGCAGCUCCUCAGGGGAAGUCCUCCCUGUCCGAUCCUCCGUCCCAGCUGGAUGAAAACACCUCUGACCUCGGGACGAUGAGCUCUGGAGCGUCAGUGCCACGAUCGAGACCUAAAAAGUGGACCGUGGGAGCCUCCCCUGAUCUUCCUGCAUGUGUCGGAUUGGGAGCAGGUGCAGGGGCGUCGGCCGGAGCAGAGGUGAGCUCCAUCACCUCCGACUACUCCACCACCUCCUCCAUCACCUUCCUGACCGGAGCAGAGUCCAGCGCACUGAGCCCGGAGCUGCAGGGCGGAGAGGAGGCAGACGACGAACGCAGCGAGCUCAUUAGCGAGGGGCGACCCAUGGAGACGGACAGCGAGAGCGACUUCCCGGUGUUUGCUCCUGGAGGUGGCAGCAGCCAGUCCACGCCCUGCCCCGAGCAGAACCAGGAGAAGACCGAGCCGAGAGGCGGAGGUGCCGCCGAGGGGAGCACCACGCCAAAACUGGAAACACGGCGCCUUUUCCCGUCGCACAGGAUGAUCGAGUGCGACACCCUCUCCAGAAGGUGGUCCCUGAGACAGAAAACAGACAGUGAAUCUUCAGUGGAGGGUGCUGCUGGGAGCGGGGAGCGCGGCGAAGGCAGGGCGGAGUCUUCCACUCGCUUGUCUCGAGUGCUGGAGGUGAUGAAGAAAGGGCGAUCCACCAGCAGCCUCAGCUCGUCUUCACGCAGCGAGUCGGAGCGUCCCGAGCCAGCCUGGCACCUCAAGAUCACCGAGCGGCUCAAGUUCAGGUUACGAACAUCCGCCGACGACAUGUUCGCCCAGAAGAACCGAGCUCCCGACGCUCGCGGUAAGAAGAAGAACAUCCGCCGAAGGCACACCAUGGGCGGCCAGAGAGACUUCGCAGAGCUGGCGGUCAUCAACGACUGGAGGGAGCAGGGCGGCGUGGACCAGGCGGCCGAACUCUCUGCUCUGGACCGCCUCAAGCCCAGAUGCUCCUCUCAGGACUUCUCCAUCCGGGACUGGAUCGCCAGAGAGCGGUGCCGAGGCUCCGAGUCGAGCGGCGAGGUCGCGCCCAAAGCCGUCCCCGAGGACGACCAUCCGGAAGCGCAGGAUGCCGCCCAUGAAACACCUCCACCUCCGGCCUCCCCGGGCGCUCAGCCAAUCGCGGGAGAGCAGCUGAACGGUAGCGGGCUGCAGGGCAAAAACAAAGCCUCCCUCGGGGCAGACGCUCACCCACACAAACUCUCUGGAGCACAAGUUGUCCGCUCACGGUUCUACCAGUAUCUGUGAAACGGCAAGAGUGUGGUCUUGUCCGGAAGUGUGCGCGGGAGGGGGCGGGAAACAAAACCAGGAUGAAUGUGUAAAUGUACGAAUGUGGGUAUUUUAGCUACGGUUACUGCACAAUAUUUUUUCUACAAAGUAUACUUUAUGUAUCUACUGUACAUACUGUGUAUAGGCUCUCAUGAUUGUUACUGGAAUAAUGCUGAAGAGAUGUUUAUGUGUGUAACUCCGCUGGCUUGCUGGCCAUACUGGAACAGACAAGGAAACAAAACAGUCUCCUGCAGGAUCGAACUCUACUAACGCAAGAACUUUGCAGUUGACAUGAUGAGAAACGAGGAUUGUUUUACAGCACUAAUAAAAGGGUCAACUUGAGUAUUACUGAGGAACGCAAGAGGAAGCCUUUUUUUUUUCUUCUUCUUUUUUUAAAGGAAUCAUGGUUCGGUUCUUCCUCUUCUAAGCGGUAUGAAGAAUGUAUUACUCUUUUUGGACUAACACUAGUUGCUUGUGACAAUACUGUCUUUUUCAAAACAAUAUGUAUUUGUUGUUUUUUUUGUUGUUGUUCGCCUGUACUUGAAGUACGUGGAAAUAAGUGAGGGCUGCUUUCUGAGCUGGGUGCUGUGGGAAGUUUCUAUGUUGUUGUUUUUUUCACAGUACAGUCACAACAGCCAGAUAUUAGCUUGAGGGACUGGAGGAUUAUUAUAGUUUUAUCAAAUAAAAGACUGAAAAACAAUAAUGAAAUGCUGAUACUAUAGUAUGUAAUGCUUGGUACAGUAGUUUUUAUUUCCAAACUUUGUCCAGUUGUAGUCCAAAAAAAAAAAAAAAAGUUUUUACAUAUUGUUUUUAUCUCAAGAAGAAAAAGAAGUGCCUCUUUUAUUUUUCUUUUUUUUUUUUAAACUGUUGUUUUAUAGACAGUUGUCCAGAUGAGAACGUUUGUUUUUAGGAAAGAAUAACCUCACAGGCAUUCCAGAUUUUUUCUUGUUCUUAGUUAAACUCAUAGCAACAUCAACUUUAUGUCGAUGUUUAUGUUUCGAUAAUUCAUGUUUUUUCCCCCCCCUCUGUGUUUUUAAAGUGCAGUAAAAUGCAUGGGCGCUUAAAAAAAUGUGGGAGAAAAAGGAAAAACUCAACAGAUUUAUCUUUGGAACUGCAUGAGACAAUGUUUGCCCAACAGUGAACAUCUCGCCUGUGUACAGCAAAACAUGGGUGUGACGCCCCCCCCAACCCCCCCAUCAACAAACACUGGAAAUAAAUAAUCUUUAUUAGAU
This is a messenger RNA of Stegastes partitus (bicolor damselfish), 7643 nucleotides long. RefSeq names its product Rho GTPase activating protein 21a (gene arhgap21a). Bases 187 to 6390 code for a protein of 2067 amino acids. Gene Ontology annotation, biological process: signal transduction. NCBI's taxonomy places the organism in Eukaryota, Metazoa, Chordata, Actinopteri, Pomacentridae. Gene Ontology annotation, molecular function: protein binding. The record is from RefSeq and is a predicted model, not a curated record. The transcript is spliced from 24 exons.